UUGUCUCCUUGCGCCCUUUAGUACGCAUGCUUCUGUCAAAUCGUGGGCGUGGUUUCAUAAAACGCAUUUUGCGCACAUGCGCAGCAACAACCCAGAGCUCGUUCACUUCCUGGUUUGGCGGCCCCGGUAUUCCGCUAUGACCGAGGGCUCCGCGGAGCCUCCUCCGUGCCCUGGGGCCCGGCGACGACGCCUUCUGCUAUCCUUGCCAAAUGUGUUCCCGGGCCGAAGCCGCGCUGUCCCUGAGCCCACAGCUCCCUCCCCACCUCCGUCCCCUCCUCCACCUACGAUACCGGCCUCGGUGUUUCCACCACCGUCUCCCCCCGCUGGCCCAGACUCCCUCUUGGAGUGUCCCCUGUGCCUGGUGCGUCAGCCCCCAGAGGAGCUACCGGAGCUUCUAAGCUGCCGCCACCGAUCUUGCCUGCGCUGUCUCCGCCAGUAUCUACGGAUUGAGAUCACCGAGAGCCGCGUGAACCUUCGCUGCCCGGAAUGUGCCGAACGCCUCAGCCCGCAGCAUGUCCGGGCCAUCCUGCGAGACCCGCAACUCACUCGCAAGUACGAGGAAUUCCUGCUGCGGCGCUGCCUGGCUGCGGAUCCCGACUGCAGGUGGUGCCCGGCCCCGGACUGCGGAUAUGCUGUGAUUGCCUAUGGCUGUGCCAGCUGCCCCAGACUGGUUUGUGAGAGGGAAGGAUGCCAGACAGAAUUCUGCUACCAUUGCAAGCAUGUGUGGCACCCAAACCAAACCUGCGACAUGGCACGCCAACAGAGGGCAUCCUCUCUCGGUGUGAGGCGGAAGCACCCUUCUGGGAUCAGCUAUGGACAGGAAUCUGGUUCAGCUGAUGAUAUGAAGUCCUGCCCCCGUUGCAGUGCAUACAUUAUUAAGAUGAAUGAUGGGAGCUGUAAUCACAUGACCUGCGCAGUUUGUGGCUGUGAGUUCUGCUGGUUGUGCAUGAAAGAGAUCUCCGACCUCCACUACCUCAGCCCAUCAGGCUGUACAUUCUGGGGAAAGAAGCCAUGGAGCAGAAAGAAGAAAAUAAUCUGGCAGCUGGGCACACUCAUAGGAGCUCCAGUAGGCAUAUCUCUUAUUGCUGGAAUUGCAAUUCCUGCCAUGGUCAUUGGAAUCCCGGUCUAUGUCGGCAGAAAGAUCCAUGGUCGCUUUGAGAAUAAGAAAACCUCUAAACACAAGAAGAAUUUGGCAGUCACUGGCGGUGUCAUCUUGUCUGUCAUUGCAUCACCCGUGGUGGCAGCAGUAAGCGUGGGCAUUGGUGUUCCCAUUAUGCUUGCAUAUGUGUAUGGAGUGGUGCCAGUCUCAUUGUGCCGUGGUGGAGGCUGUGGGGUCAGUACCGCAAAUGGCAAGGGAGUGAAGAUUGACUUUGAGGAGGAUGGACCAAUCACGGUGGCAGAUGCGUGGAGAGCACUGAAGAACCCAAGUAUUGGGGAGAGCAGUAUGGAAGGUCUGACUAGUGUGCUGAGUACAAGCGGGAGCCCCACAGACGGAUUGAGUGUCCUGCAGGGAAAUUACAGCGAGACCGCCAGCUUUGCAGCUCUCUCUGGUGGCAGUUUAAGUGGGGGCAUGCUGAGUGGAGGCCGAGCCAAGUACUGCAGACUGGAGGUUCAAGCAGACGUGCAGAAAGAGACCUAUCAGAAAGACUCUGUUAGCCUGGGUGCCGUGAGUGAUAGCGCCAGUACUAGAGCCAUGGCUGGUUCCAUUAUCAGCUCAUACAACCCGCAGGAGAGGGAGGUAAAUAACCUGGAAAUUCAAGUUCAUAUAGAAGCAAAACCUUCCCGCUACCAGCUGAUGAGUGAGAGCAGCACUGAUGAAUCUCUGCAUACAGCAGCCCCUCUUGUGGAGGGCGAGGAUGAUGAUGCCUGCAAGGAUCAGAUGCCGCCUUGCGACAUAACACUAGCACAGCCUGAAAGCAUCCGUAGUGAUUUGGAGAGUUCUGAUGCUCAGUCCGAUGAUGUCCCUGACCUGGCGUCAGAAGAAUACGACUCUCCUCACCUUCUUCCACCUUCCCCUCCAGAUCCUCCUCGUGAAAGCCCACCUCCUCGGAUGUGUGCUCAACAGGAAGGCCUUUGCGCCCGGGAAGAGGGGCUCUCCAAAAUGGAAUUCAUAGAGGUGCGCGUGUGAAGGAAGUAUUCUUCUACACAGUGACUUUUUUUGCCCCCUCUAAUUUUCCCCUAAUGAAAAUUCCUAAUACUACUACGAGCGGACCGGAUCACUUAGUGCGCAGCUCAGCUGUAAACCCUUCCCAAAUGCUUUGUCUUGAGCAUUCAAAUAUGUUUGCACCUCACUGUGAAAGGCUUUGUCUUGCUCUUGUAAAUUUCUCUAAUUUAUUGGCUUUAACUGGAUGUAUAGGUAAUCUGAUUUUAUGUAAUAUUUGCAGGGAAUUUGGUGAAUCUGAUUUUUGUUUUCCUUUGUAAGGAAUUGUUGAAAAUAAAACUGGAUCGACAUCUUGUUAAA
Molecule: messenger RNA, 2461 nt
Organism: Spea bombifrons (plains spadefoot toad)
Lineage: Eukaryota; Metazoa; Chordata; Amphibia; Anura; Pelobatidae
Gene: RNF19B
Product: ring finger protein 19B
Exons: 9
Coding region: 77-2128 (683 amino acids)
Biological process (GO): protein polyubiquitination; positive regulation of proteasomal ubiquitin-dependent protein catabolic process; ubiquitin-dependent protein catabolic process
Cellular component (GO): cytoplasm; ubiquitin ligase complex
Molecular function (GO): ubiquitin protein ligase activity; ubiquitin conjugating enzyme binding; zinc ion binding
Source: RefSeq, a predicted model, not a curated record